AUGUAUAAACUAAGUGGCUUAAAUGUUAUUUCUUUUUCAAAAAAUGAAAUAAAAGGGAAGAAAGAAAAUGGUAUCAACCGUAACACUCCCUCAUCGCCCUCAUGCUGCGAAUCCUUCCUCAUCGCUCUCUCUCAGAAACCCAAUCGCUCACGAUCGUCCCUCCAUCGCUCUCUCUCGUUAAAACUCUCUCACUCAAAAGCUCACACUAGCCUAACCCUUCUUCUCUCCGUCUCACUUUCACCCAUCCUCGCCCUCUUGCUCUCUAACAAUUACUCCAAAAAGAUUCAAGCCAAAGGAAACUCACCUUCGGUGGCGGCGACGGUGAUGAUGGAGCCUAAGCUUCACUAUUUCGCCUCUCUCUUCCAGGGUUUCAGAUUGAUGCUCAAAGGUUCCAAAGGAGAAAGUUUUCAGAAGCACUUUUGUCCGCUCAGAAACGAGUUAUCCUGUUUGAUGCUAUUUUCCGGAAAGUGAAUUCGGAGCAUUGGCUUAAUUUUGCC
Messenger RNA from Lathyrus oleraceus (garden pea), 497 nucleotides. RefSeq lists its product as uncharacterized. Lineage: Eukaryota; Viridiplantae; Streptophyta; Magnoliopsida; Fabales; Fabaceae. Bases 1 to 471 code for a protein of 156 amino acids. The record is from RefSeq and is a predicted model, not a curated record. The transcript is spliced from 4 exons.